AUGGCAUCUACUUCUAGGCACCCAGAACUUGAGAUUACAAAUGCUUUUGAAGGGAUCGCACCAUCUGCAUCUACUUCUGGUAGAUCUACAGACAGAAAGCUGCCAUACGAUGUAUUUAUUAACCAUCGUGGCCCCGAUGUCAAACACACACUCGCAGCCACUCUGUAUAAGACCCUCACUGGCAUGGGAUUGAGGGUUUUUCUUGAUAAAGAAGAGCUUGAGUUGGGGGAUUUCCCGCCUGCGGAAAUAGAAGAAGCGAUGCGCAGUGCUUCGCUUCAUAUAGCUAUACUUUCUCAGAAUUAUGCACAAUCUCCAUGGUGUUUGGCAGAGCUUUCCUUUAUUCUCAAAACGGGCAUCCCAAUUAUUCCAGUUUUCUACCAUGUUGAGCCUGCUGAUAUUCGAUAUGCGACAGGAGUCUAUGCUGGGGCAUUUUCUGAAGAUCAAAAGCAUGUACUGUUGGUUGAGAGGGAUCUCAUGGUGGAUAUAGUCGACAAAUUUAAGCCAAACUUAUGUAGAUGA
Messenger RNA from Cryptomeria japonica (Japanese cedar), 519 nucleotides. RefSeq names its product toll/interleukin-1 receptor-like protein. Gene Ontology annotation, biological process: signal transduction. The transcript has a single exon. Bases 1 to 519 code for a protein of 172 amino acids. Lineage: Eukaryota; Viridiplantae; Streptophyta; Pinopsida; Cupressales; Cupressaceae. The record is from RefSeq and is a predicted model, not a curated record.